CCGAGAAUGACGGAGGGAAAUAAACACAGGGAAAAUGGCCCCGGGGCGCGGCGAAGGGGUGGGGGUGUGCGUGUUUGUGGUGGGGCGGGCGGGGGCUGGGCCGCUUCCCACCGAGGGGGAAGCUUUGCGCGCCGGCUCCCGCCCAGCGUCCCGGGGCCGCCUCGCUUCUCGUUUCGGCCACAGCCGCCACAUGAAACUCAGCUUCUCUUUGCCAGAAGUGCUUUCAGCUUUCGCACUGGCCUGAUGGAAGAUGCUUACCACUUGGCUCUUUUGAAGGUGAGGGAGAUCUGUACGUCUCCUCCCUGCAGCCUACAGGGGUUUCCACACCUUGGUGAAGGUAUACUGGACAAGUGUUGACUUGAAAGCUGCUUUUAGGAUGUCUGAAGAUGAUGAAAAAGUUAAACUCCGUCGAAUUGAACCUGCCAUUCAGAAAUUCAUUAAAGUGGCCAUUCCAACAGAUUUGGAAAGGUUAAGAAAACACCAAAUAAAUAUUGAGAAGUAUCAGAGAUGCAGGCUCUGGGACAGAUUGCACGAAGAGCACAUUAACGCAGGACGAACAGUUCAGCAACUCCGUGCCAAUAUGAGAGAGAUGGAGAAACUCUGUCUGCAAGUCCGACAGGAAGACAUCCCGGUUCUGCAGAGAAUGAUAAGUCCUGUUAAAGAGGAAGCUUCAUUUGCCAUCAAAGACUUCCUGCAGCUCCAUUCUGAAUCUGCAGAAGAACUUAAAAGGCAACUCGAAGGACAGGAGGAUGCCUCUUUAACCAGAUCUGCAACUGUAGGAGGAGAAACUUUAUAUAACAUGGAGGUGAAGGAUGGCUCGCAAAGUUUAAUCCAGAUCUACUCCCGCCUUCCUAAAAUACCUCAGGAAGAAAAUGCAGCCGAGUCCUGGGAAACUUUAGAAGAGGACUUGAUUCAGCUUAGCCAGUUGGUGACUGAUUUUUCUCUCUUAGUCAAUUCUCAGCAGGAGAAGAUUGACAGGAUUGAAGACCAUGUCAACAGUGCUGCUGUGAAUGUUGAAGAGGGAACCAAAAACUUGGGGAAGGCUGCAAAAUACAAGCUGGCAGCUCUGCCUGUGGCAGGUGCAGUCAUUGGUGGAGUAGUGGGGGGUCCUAUUGGUCUCCUUGCAGGCUUCAAAGUGGCAGGAAUUGCAGCUGCACUUGGUGGUGGGAUUUUGGGUUUCACAGGUGGAAAAUUGAUACAGAGAAGAAAACAAAAAAUGAUUGAGCAGGUCUCUUCCAGCUGUCCAGAGCUUUCUCGCCAAAGUGCCAAAAAAUCCAGCUGAAGUACAGAUUCAUUAUGGCCAGGAACAAAACCAUAGUAGCCAUGCUAAUGACAGACUUGCAGCCUUAUGCUUUAAAUACAAGGCUGAGUUGUGUGAAUUUUGACAACGGUACUGUUACUUGGGAGGGGUGAAACAAUAAUGUCAGAAUUUCUCUUUCAAGAUGUGGUGACGUCAGUCCUUUCAAAAUUAUAUGGAUAACUUUUAAUUAUAAAAUUCUUAGGUGAGCUGUACGCACAGCUGUAACGGUGAGUGACAGGUGCUUCAUGCCAAAUUUGCACAAAGCGUCUCGCAGACAAUACAAAGACAGAUAUUUGGAAAACCCUAGUGCUUACCCAUGAAUGCCACCCGGAAGCUGGAGCUUUCAUUACAGUGCUCCAAAGAAAAGGCAAUAAGCUCCAUCUUUCUGUUGUGACCAUAGUACUUUAAUUUAUCUGGAUUCCCAAACUCCCCCUGUGCAUGGCCCCGGGACACGACUGACUGUGCCUGGCCACUAACACGCAGGGAGGUGUUAGCUGCCAUAAGAAAAGGUGAAAACGUUGGGUGAGCAAUGUGGAAAAAACCCCUUUCUGUAUAUCUCAGAUCAGCAUAAUGAGCAGCUUUUCCCUUUUUGGGUACUUUUUUUAAUUUGUAAACUCUUCAUCUGAUUCAAAGUGUAGUUAAGAAUGAAACAGUCUGGGCAGCAACCCUGCAGAACCACUACUGGAGAAUAAUAAUUUUCCAUGGCUGUUCAUCUCCGUGGCUUGUCCUGAGAACACUGUACAUGAUGAAGUGCCAGGCUCUGGCAUUUUGAGCUUGAAGCCUCACCUUAAGCAGCACUUACUGCUAGACGUUGCCCUUGCUCCUCCUGUCACCGCCAGCGCUCGGGUGGGAGAGCUAAGCGGCGCCGCAGGCCCGCAGCCAGGCCCGCAGCCAGGCCCGCUCCCUCGCUAGGCCUUUACUGUCCCUCAGGGGUGGCCUCAGGCGCCAGGUCAGGGGAUGGUGAAGCAGCGAGGCCCUUUCAACGGUGCCCACGGAGGACACCGCCCGGCGAGGGGACUGCUUUGGACGCGUCAGCCCCACGCUGUUAACAGUGGGGAAACCACGCUCGGCCGGGCCGGCUGCGCGCCGCCCGCCCGCUGUUCGGUUCCAGGUCUGCUCCCACCCGCGCUGCAGAGCAGCUCCUCAGCCUUUGCAAGAUGUUGGGACGCGCUGUGGAGCCUGGUUGGGGCGAGAUGCUGUUCAUGCUUUUGCUAGCUUUUUAUAGCUUUUUUAUAUUCUUACCAUCCUUGUUUUGCUGCUCAAGAAGCCUUUUGCUUCUGAAACUUCCGUUGUUAAAUACGGACGCGGUAACGUGUUUUUAUUGUCACAUAAUUGUCCUAGUAUCACAAAACCUACAGUUCAGCACAUGGUCCUACCUCCGUCCUGCCAGGACAGUUCCCACGCUAUUGCUGCUGCUGUUCGGGGGGAACAGAAAUUGAGGUUGGGAAGCUGCUUUUUAAAGUUUUUAGAUUGUUGAGUUCAUGCUAAGCUCUGCUUCAGUCCAGUUUUAUGAGGUGAAUGCUGAAGGCAGUGUUUAGUGAUAAGGCUCCUUAGCAGGGAGCACUGGAUAAGGAAGCACACUUUGGAAAGAGAUCCAUUCUAACCAGUACUUCGAUACUGACAUUGGAAAUGACUGUCUACUCAUGACAGAUGAUAGGUUUUUGUGCCUACAGGCACUUUAAGCAACUGUUAGUUACAGCACAAAUACCUUUUUCUGAGCAGCUCUUCCUUAUUACUUCUCAAAUAUGAUUGAAAUUGCUAUUAGUCAGAGCAUUGUGUCUAUUUUAAGUAGGUCUGAGGCUCAGGGAAGCAAUGUGUACGAGAAUAGUUUUCACAGGUAAUCGUGAACAUUGUCAAAACUGCAUGUGUUAAAGCCAGAGUGCCUACAUCUGUAAAAUCAGCUGGAGUGGAAAACAUGACCCAAGUAAUUCAGCUCAUUUGCUCCUGUCAGGAAAAAAAGUGCUUUUCUUUAAAUACAUCUACUUUGGAUGUAAACACAUUUAAUGAGCUUGUAACAACUUCAUACUAAGGCUGUUUGUUCCUUUGAUAAUGUAAUUUCUGCAUUUAAAGGAAGAAACUAAGAAAAAAAAAAAAGUGUUCUUAAUCAGAAACUGUGGUUGGUUCUUUGUACAAUUUUAAAAAGCUAUGUCUGCCUUCCUACUGUAUGCUUUGAAACCUUGUGCAUUUAAAUGACAGCAGCCACAUCACAGACAUUGUGGGCUCCACCUAAUGCCAGGACAAUCUAAAUUCAGCAAACUGAAUUCCUGCCACAGCUUAUACCAAUUCCGCUUGGUAAGCACUCAUUUUAUAAAAUGUCUAGCACAAAAACUAUUCUUCCACCCCACAUCUUUAAGGAAGCAAUUUCAAAACAUUGUGUACGUACUUUGACUUGGGAGACUAUUAUUUAAACUACGACUUUUUUUUAAAUAGGUGGGUUAUUUACAUAUGUGAAAACACAAGGGCAUCUGAGUAACCAAACUAGCAUUUAAAUUGCUAGGCGUGUUAGAAGAACUGUAAGCUACAAAUAAUUCUUUCAGACCAAAUAAAAGUUUUUGCCUAUGA
This is a messenger RNA of Tyto alba (common barn owl), 3862 nucleotides long. RefSeq names its product syntaxin 17 (gene STX17). Gene Ontology annotation, cellular component: plasma membrane; endomembrane system; SNARE complex. Gene Ontology annotation, molecular function: SNARE binding; SNAP receptor activity. NCBI's taxonomy places the organism in Eukaryota, Metazoa, Chordata, Aves, Strigiformes, Tytonidae. The record is from RefSeq and is a predicted model, not a curated record. Bases 377 to 1282 code for a protein of 301 amino acids. The transcript has 9 exons. Gene Ontology annotation, biological process: exocytosis; intracellular protein transport; vesicle fusion.